AGCGGAAAAGCCUUACGAGAGUAUGUAUACGGUGGCGCCAUCUGUUGGCAGCUUCGAAAACUAUAUAUAAGGGCCUAUUCUGCUCGUGUAUUUGUUGAAAUUACUGAAUCAGUUUUCUAACAAAUAAUGCCAUUUAUAUUUACAGAUGAGAGGAAAAGACUCAGAAAAUAUGGUGAGGAGAUCCCCUGCUGUUCGUUCCCUGCAAGAUUCGGCGAUCAACACAAUCGUCAAAAAUAUUGGAGGCUACAGAGACCUCAUUACGAAGAAGAUUUGUACUCUCCUCCCAUGCGCAAAAUAUUGUUUGAUGAAGCAAUGGAAAGGAUCAAAGAAAUCGGAGAAGACCAAGUUUGGGCUGCUCUUCCAUACCUUGACCAGCACAGGACGACUGAAAGUUUCUCAACCAAGGUUUUCGCUACCAUUUUCCACUUGGAGGGGAAAAAAGGAGAUAUUUCUGAAGCUUGUGUUUCCAUGGAAGAGUUCCUCCAAUAUCUGGCAAAAUUUGUUCCUAUGCUGCAAGAGCUUGAUAUUGAGGACCCAAGGAUGCCAUGGAACAAGAGGAUAUACAAAAAAAUACAGCUACAACCACUUGCAACUGACCUGCUGUUAAAAAUGGAAAAUUUAACGAACGUCAGCAUCUUUGAUGUUUACAUCAAAUUUUCGGGAUUUGCGAGCGUCUGUGAAGAGAGCCAAAAUUUACAGGCAAUUGAAGCAAAUCAUAUUUUGGUCGAUAUAGAACCAAAAUCUAUAAAGAAGUUGCUGAAGACGCUCGACUCCAAGUUUGACCACCAGGCAUACGAUGCAAUGAAAUAUCCAAGAAAAAUUGGAAUAACUUUGAAGAAAACCAACGCUGAUAAUCCUUUUCGAGAAGCAACGGUCUCUCUUUCAAAUGACCUCCAUGACCUCUUCCCGUUUUUGACGACACUAGAUAUUACCGGUCAGAAAGAUAAAGAUCUGGGUGACGACGACAUGCAAAGCGAGAGAAACCGUUUGCUGCGCAUCCUGAGAAGAGAGGGAGGAACUCUAAAAAUUCUAAUCCUCGAUUACGUAAGACCAGAAUUAAAAAUCACGUUCAAAGAUAUCUUUGAACACUGCUAUGAGUUGGAAAUCCUAGAAAUUCAUCACUCGAAUGUCUUGGAAGAUGAAUCGAUAACUUCUUUUGGCCGAUUGAAGGAAUUCAUAUGGGACAAGACGUUUCAUGACGGCGAGACCAUAAGCCUUGACGGAGUCAGUUCUGCGCCACUCCUUCAAAAAAUUGAUAUUGUUGCCGACAAAUUCGGUAUGGGUAUAAAAGAAUCACUUUUAUGCCGGAUUAGAAAUCGCACAAUUUUGACAAACUUGACUGAACUUUAUAUUAUGGAAUUCAGUCCCGAUCAAAAAGACUUGCACGAAUUGGCAAGAGUACUGCGCACUUUAGGCGUUCAUGUAAAUUUACAAUGUCUUUUCUGAUUAUGCCAAGAGGGACAUGGGGUUGUCCAAUAAUAGACGAGCGCAGGAAUAACUUUGAUUCCAUAUCUAUUCCAGAUAUUCUUUGAAAACUACGAAAUUUCAACUCAAUCAAUUUUGGGCAAACCUGGGGUAAUUUUGGAAUAAUCGCUAGACCGGAAUGAAAAAGUUUCCACAGUGGAUGAAGGUUCUUGAAAAUAUUCCCAAUAACAUGAUAAGAAUAUCCCAAAAAGUUAUUUUUUUAGUCAGUGAGUAAGAACACGUAUUUUAAAAGACAUUUUCAGAUCGAAAAAAAUAAUUUCAAUUGUUAUUCUUCAUUUAGAAUUUUUUUCUUACGAAAAAAUUGCUUUUGGGAAUUGUUUAUUAAAUUCACCAGUUGUAUAAGAAUAACCCUUAUUAUUGUUAGAAGCCGCCAACAGAUUGCGCCACCGUGCCCUUUCGUAAUAAAUUACAUUAUAAGAAAAAUACGAAUAUAGCGAUGCUAGCAAUUAAACUAAUUACAUAUUGUAAUUUACUUUUAAAUAGUAUUAGGUAUUUAAUUCAAGGAGAAACGCUCUCCUUUUGUAAUUUAAUUUGGU
Messenger RNA from Cloeon dipterum, 2021 nucleotides. RefSeq lists its product as uncharacterized. The record is from RefSeq and is a predicted model, not a curated record. NCBI's taxonomy places the organism in Eukaryota, Metazoa, Arthropoda, Insecta, Ephemeroptera, Baetidae. The transcript is spliced from 5 exons. Bases 127 to 1446 code for a protein of 439 amino acids.